UUUGGAAACUACGAUCUUCUGCUUACUGAAAAGAUAGCCAUAUCUUUGUCGCUCCUUCUCUGCAUCAACAAUGGCUUCGAAUCCGGCGUCGAAACCCCAAACAUGGACGCGGGGUCAAUACCACAUCACUUCCGACAAGUCUCUACUCGAUCUCACCGCCAUCAACAACGCUUUUGACCAAGAUUGGAUAUAUUGGACAACUCGCGCCCCAGAAGAGAUACUGCAACAAGCCAUCCAAGGAUCGUUUUGUUUGGGCCUAUACAACACCAACAACAGCACACAAAUUGGCUUCGUCCGCCUCAUCACAGACAACACUACUUUCGGCUACGUGACAGAUUUAUACGUCCUUCCUGAAUAUCAAGGCACUGGGUUGGGAGGUUGGCUGAUUGACUGCAUCGAUGAUUAUCUCGAAGCUAAACCGUAUCUGCGGUGGACGAUGCUGAGGACGUCGCAGGGAAAGAGUCGAGAGGCUUAUGAGAAGAGGCUUGGGAUGGUUGUGUUGGAGAGCAGGGCUGAAGAGUCUGGGCCUUGGAUGAUGGGGAAGAAGGGCAAGGCUUUCUGGGGAUAGAAUAUCAUUGUU
Aureobasidium pullulans EXF-150 is the source of this 580-nucleotide messenger RNA. RefSeq lists its product as uncharacterized. The coding region runs from base 71 to 568 and encodes 165 amino acids. Gene Ontology annotation, molecular function: acyltransferase activity, transferring groups other than amino-acyl groups. The transcript has a single exon. The record is from RefSeq and is a predicted model, not a curated record. Lineage: Eukaryota; Fungi; Ascomycota; Dothideomycetes; Dothideales; Saccotheciaceae.